UUGCGUCAUUUUUAGAGAGGAAGAGGGCACAAGUUUCGUUUAGGGUUAGGGUUAACGGGCGGGAUCGGGACCUGGAGGAGCAACCGAACGAGAGCGAGAUUUUGAAGAUGUCGACGAGGGAGAGGGAGAGGGAGAGGGAUCAGUAUUGGUAUGUGUGGAUGGAAAAUCAACUAUGCUGUCUAAAUAUUACUCAAUUGGGGAAGGGAAGCUGUUCUCGGCCUGAAUUUCAAACAAUGUUUGAUAAUUCUGACGGUGUUUUAGAUUUACCGAUAAAAAUGGGAUGUAUCUCUGUGGGUUCCAAAUUGUACAUGAUUGGGGGUGAGAGAGAGAAGUGGAUCACCCCCGAUGAUGAUGAUGAUGAUGGUUAUAAGCUUGCUAUUACUGAGAUUGAUUUUCUUCCCAAUCUAGAUGUAUAUGCGUUGGAUUUUGAUUGUCGUGGUUGUGCAUCUAUCCGUGCCUGCAAGAAUGGUGGUGAUGAUGAUAUUCCCAGGAUGCUUGUUCCCAAGUUUAGUCCUCUCGUGAUCAACCUUGAUGAGAAGAUUUAUGUUCUGGCGAGACGACCAUCUUGCAAAUACGAUAAACCACUUGAGCUGCCUGUUUUCGAGGUUUUUGAUCCCCUCCUCGAAUCCUGGAGAGCCCUCCCUCAUCCCCCCUGGACAGACCCUGCCCAAUUUAAAAUAGGUAGUGAUUAUAUGCAUCACCACUUUGUUUGGGCUCACAAGAUCGUCUGUUGCACCAUUGCUGGUUUCUACAUUUUUGACACUCGUAUGGAGAAAUGGGAGUUCACUGAAAAGCGCUUAUCCCCUAUCCCUAUGAUCUCCUGUGCUGCGGCUGAAUUCAAUGGGUUUUUAGUCGCCAUGCCAUGGGACCUUCAACAGCUCAGUAUUUAUCAGUUGGAUUCCGAUGGGAUCCCCAAGUCUUAUCGCGUACUACACGAGCUUUAUAGUGUGUUCAAUCCGCCUUUUGUUCGAUACCAUUUCCAGGGCUUUCUCACCCAUUUGGGUGAUGAUGUUGAUGGUGGCGGCCAUAAAAUGUGUUUGUUGUAUGCUGGCGUGGAUCAUUGUAAUACGUGGUAUGCACGUGUGGCAAUCUUUCGGGUUAUAUUAUCAUGUAAUGAUGCUGGUGAUCUGUACCCCCAUGCAUAUCUCGAAACCGUGGAAGUUUAUGAUUUAGAGAAAUUUGACGGGUUGUCUUGUUGGAUCGAUUCUGCUUUUGUCACGUAUGAUUAUUCGAACAAGCAUGAUGUGGGAGGCUGACGCAACUUUCAUGGAUGAAAAUCUUUUUGGAUUAGAUAGUGACAAAAAGAAUAAGCGUGCUGUGAAGUAUAUGGAGGGUGAUGCUGUAUUCAAGAAGCUCAAAAACAUUGCUUGAAUAGAUUGUUAUGCGAGUCUAAACAUCCAUGCCUUCUAAGUGAUAUGCUACUUCUAGUGUUUUAAGUUGUCUAAACCCUUAUCCAGGACAUUAUCUUUUACUAGGUAAUGCUUUUGAAUUGGUCUGUAUUAGAAAACUCCAUCUAAUGUAGUUCAUGCCCUGUUACCAUGAGCAGCUAGAGGACGGGCAUAUGGUUAGUUUCUUUUUGUGUUUUAGGCAGGCAGGUUAUAGGUUUGCUAAUGGAAUGCAAUGAACAUAAUUGAAUUGUCUUAGUUGGACUGGUAAUUAAUAUGUACUUGUUAAUAUAUGUUUAUCAUAGUAUUCAUGUA
Messenger RNA from Camellia sinensis, 1700 nucleotides. RefSeq lists its product as uncharacterized. Gene Ontology annotation, molecular function: protein binding. Lineage: Eukaryota; Viridiplantae; Streptophyta; Magnoliopsida; Ericales; Theaceae. The record is from RefSeq and is a predicted model, not a curated record.